UCUCUCUCUCCCCUCCAUACAUCGGAGGCUGUGAGCUGCAGCGGCGGCAGAGAGCGGUGCGGAUCCCUGUGUGUGCCGAUCUCCGGAGGGGGAACCGGAUAAUCUGGUCGGACCUUCAGUGGAGUGGAUUUCCUGCCAUCUACACCCACACUGAGCACAGGCACUUUUACGUUCCCAACGGGGAUCCCGAUUUACACACCACAGGUGACCUGUAACCGGUUGGAGAGGGGAAGAGAGGAGAACAAAUGGAAAGGGAGCAGAGAGAAAGAGGAUGAGUGAGAGAGAGCAGGACCCAAGAGAGUUCUCUUGCACAAUGGGAGCCCCUCGCUCUGCCAACUUUUGAUUUAAAAAGAAUAAAGGGGACUUUGCCUAAAGAGGCCCAACAGGAUUUUGACUUCACUUUAGUGUUUUGCCCUGUAGUGAGAGUCCUCCCUUUUGUCUCAGGAGGAGUAGUCAUGACAUUGUUCUGAACAUAGAAAUACUUCCUUUCUUCGGCCAUUUCUCCCUAAACCAAUCUGCUACUGUUUAUCUAGUGACAGUUGUUUGCCAUGGAGAAGACGUACUCACUAACCGCCCACUACGAUGAGUUCCAGGAAGUAAAAUAUGGCGGUCGCUUCAGCAGUGACAUCCUCAGUAAUGGAAUGACCCUUCACCUGGGUGGCAGCCUGGACCGUCAUAUGGGGCGGGGCCGAGGAGGGGCUUGGUCCAACGGUCGAAAUAGAGAUCUAAGCAACACCAGCAGCAGUGGAGGGCUUCCUCGAUGGAGCCGGAGGGAAAUCUGCCUCCUCUCAGCACUGGUGUUUGCUGCAGGCAUGUGCGUCAUCUUGGGCAGCAUGCUGGCGCUCAAGUACAUUUCCCUGGAUGCCCAGCAGGACCCACAGUGCCGACAAGACUGCCAGCGCAAACGCUCCCUGCUGCGCACGGCUCGCUUUGUUCAGGCCAAUAUUGACCCAACUAUCCAGCCCUGUCAGGACUUCUACUCCUUUGCCUGUGGCGGUUGGCUGAGGCGCCAUGGCAUCCCCGAGGACAAGCUCAGCUAUGGCAUCAUCACCGCUAUUGGGGAGCACAAUGAGGAGAAACUGCAGCGCCUCCUUCUGGAGCCAAUACGGAGGCGUGGGCCCAACUCGGCAGAGCGCAAGGUCAAAGAGUUCUAUAGAUCCUGCGUCAACAUCCAGGAGAUCGACAAGCUGGGUUCUAACCCCAUGACGGAGGUGAUCGACAGCUGCGGCGGGUGGGACCUGGUGGGAGCUCCUCCUGGUGCUGCUGGGUGGGAGAGAGAGGGUGCCCCACAGAGGCCGGACUUCAAUGAGCUGCUGUACAGGACCCAGGGGGUAUAUAGCACUGCCGUCUUCUUCUCCCUCACUGUCAAUGUGGAUGACAAGAACUCCUCCAGGAAUGCCAUCAGGAUUGAUCAGGAGGGGCUUACACUCCCUGAGAGAAGCCUCUAUCUGGGACAGGAUGAGGACAGUGUGAAGAUCCUGGCGGCGUACAAGGCCCUGAUGGAGCGCUUGCUGAGCAUGCUGGGAGCUCACAACGCAACACAGAAGUCUAAGGAGAUUAUACAGCUGGAGACCCGUCUGGCCAAUAUCACUGUGUCAGAGUAUGAUGACCAAAGAAAGGACAUCAGCACCAUGUAUAACCGCAUCACCCUGAAGCAGCUACAGCGCAUUGCUCCCAGUCUUCACUGGAAACGCUUGCUGGACAGAAUCUUCCACGACAACUUCUCAGAAGACGAGGAGAUCGUGGUGCUCGCUACUGACUACAUACAGAAAGUCUCCGACAUCAUCAAGACCACUUCAAAGAGGGUUCUCCAUAACUACAUGCUGUGGCGCAUUGUGGCAGCACUAAGUGAACACCUGUCCACAGCCUUCCGCAGCACCAUCCACGAGUUUUCUCGGGAGAUAGAUGGCACCGAGCAGCAGCUGGAGCUGGGCAGGCUCUGCCUCACCCAGGCCAACAAACACUUUGGCAUGGCCCUGGGAGCUCUGUUCGUCCAGCAGCACUUCUCCUCACAGAGCAAGGCCAAGGUACAAGAACUGGUGGAGGACAUAAAACACUCCCUGGACCUCCGUCUACAAGAACUGGACUGGAUGGAUGAAGCCACCAAAGAGGCUGCCAGAGCAAAGCUGAAGCACAUGAUGGUGAUGACAGGAUACCCAGACUUCCUGCUCAAACCUGAGCUCAUAGAUCAAGAAUAUGGGUUUGACGUGGAUGAGAAAACCUACUUCAAGAACAUCCUCAACAGCAUCAAGUUCAACAUUAAGCUGUCAGUCAAGAAGAUCCAUGAAGAAGUGGACAAGACGGCGUGGCUUCUCCCCCCUCAGGCCCUUAAUGCCUACUACCUCCCUAACAAGAACCAAAUGGUCUUUCCUGCUGGCAUCCUUCAGCCCACUCUCUACAACCCUGAGUUCCCACAGUCUCUGAACUAUGGAGGAAUAGGAGCUAUCAUUGGCCAUGAGCUAACACAUGGAUAUGACGACUGGGUGAUGCAAUGGUUCAUGUCCCUAGGGGGCCAGUACGACCGCCAUGGCAACCUCAAGCAGUGGUGGACAGAGGAGUCCUACAGGAAGUUCCAAAAGAAAGCUGAGUGUAUCGUCAAGCUCUACGAUAACUUCACUGUUUAUAACCAGAGGGUGAAUGGUCGCCUGACUCUGGGGGAGAAUAUAGCAGACAUGGGAGGUCUGAAGCUGUCAUACUAUGCGUAUCUGAAGUGGGUGAGGGAACAUGGUCCAGAGAGGCCCCUGCCUGGGCUCAAAUACACUCAUGAACAGCUGCUCUUCAUUGCCUUUGCACAGAACUGGUGUAUGAAGAGAAGAUCUCAGUCCAUCUACUUGCAGCUGCUGACUGACAAACAUGCACCAGAGCACUAUAGAGUGAUCGGCAGUGUUUCCCAGUUUGAUGAGUUUGCCCGUGUUUUCCACUGUCCAAAGGGUUCCCCAAUGAACCCUGUGGACAAAUGCUCCGUAUGGUGACCUCUCCGCCUGUCCUAUUGACCUUGGGAUGACCUUCAUCUUCAUAGCCAACACACACCAACACACACAACCUGUCCUACAUCACACAUUCAUCAAAGCUGACAGGAUACUACACAGAGCAUAAAGCCUAUUCUUUCCCAUAAAGGAUACAGGAAGGAAAUGUAUCUUUUCAACAUUAAAAGUACACAUUUUCAGUUCAGAAAGUUUAUACAGUUGUCCAUUGUCUGUACUAACCAAACUAAAGCAUGGGUCACAUGACCAUUGAUCAUGUACAUAUAUAUUAUUUGAUUACAUAUAUUUUUCUAUGUUUGAAUUUAUUUUCAAAUCAUCUAUUUUUGUAUUUUAGCAAAUAUAUCACACACAUUAUGUGUAGAAUUCACAAGCUAUUUGGUUUUUGAUUAAGCAACACGUUUCGUCAUUUCUCUUCUUUGUAGCAUCAAGUAGAAAAACUUCAGCAUAUCAGACAAUUAAAGUUUGGCAACAACAGUGAUUUCAGUCCCCAAUGUAAACUGGACAAGGACCAAUUUAAAAUGAACUGGGAUCAGCAGCAUCCUCGUGCCUGCCAAAAUGUUGGUGUUCUUUCAGUUUGGUAUUGGAGUUUCAUUUGUGUCGCAGUGCUGCGCUCUUGUGGCUGCAGAGAGCAAUGGUCAGUGUUCAACUGUCAUGACUGUUGUAUCGUUUGCCUGCACUGGUUUCUUGUUACUGUGAGUGUUUGUACGGUUUUUCAAGAUUUGUCAACUUUUUUUAAAAAAAGAAAAAAGAAGGUGGACUCAUGGUGGAUGUUCUUCUCAGGAUUUGUAGCAAAGUGCAGCGUCAAACAGGGGCUCUAUCUGCAUUCAACUCUGAAGUCUACAGUGUAGUCACAAAGGAGCUGGUAUAUUUAUCAAACACUGGAUGAAAGAUGAGAGGAGAUUGAUUUUCUGUGCUGGAAUUCACUGCAUGGGCAACAACUUGACCCUAUUGUGCAAGAGAGCCCUCUCUAUUGGAAGUGGAUGAGCCUCUGCUAUUGGAUUAUUCAUAUCUCGUGUUUACUGAUGAAAUCUGGAUUAUCUUUGAGGACCUGGGAAUCAAGUGGGAGGGAGAGUGUGAGGUCACAUCAUAUAUUAACUCACCAAAUAACAGAAGCCAACUCUGCGUAAUAAAGUGCAACUACGGUAGAUGGAGAAUCAUACAUUUGUACACAGAGAAUCAUACAUUUGUAUUCCCAGUGUAUGCUGGGAAACUAGACUGGGAGCCAGAAAAUUACUUUUGUAUAAAGAAUCUGUUGGUACAAAAAAUAAGAAUCUUUGUACAGUGAAGAAGUAUAUCAGAUGUUAUGGUUGUACAGUUGUUUUGAUGAGAGUGCAUGUUUUCUCUCUGACCAACAUAAAAUUCUGAUUGAUAUAUAUGGAGGACGUCAUACGCACACAGACACACCCAGACACACACAUCUGACGCUACAGCUGCUAGUUCUCAUGUGGCUGCUAUCUCUUCCUCUCUGUUGGUCACUGUUUAAUGUUUGAAUAAAUACAAAGGAUCACUGUG
Molecule: messenger RNA, 4496 nt
Organism: Lates calcarifer (barramundi perch)
Lineage: Eukaryota; Metazoa; Chordata; Actinopteri; Centropomidae
Gene: ecel1
Product: endothelin-converting enzyme-like 1
Exons: 18
Coding region: 549-2972 (807 amino acids)
Biological process (GO): protein processing
Cellular component (GO): plasma membrane
Molecular function (GO): metalloendopeptidase activity
Source: RefSeq, a predicted model, not a curated record